Molecule: messenger RNA, 2203 nt
Organism: Triplophysa dalaica
Lineage: Eukaryota; Metazoa; Chordata; Actinopteri; Cypriniformes; Nemacheilidae
Gene: plpbp
Product: pyridoxal phosphate binding protein
Exons: 8
Coding region: 48-896 (282 amino acids)
Cellular component (GO): intracellular anatomical structure
Molecular function (GO): pyridoxal phosphate binding
Source: RefSeq, a predicted model, not a curated record
GUCAGUGACGCUGAUCGGCUGUGUUGGCGUCCUCCCGCAUUGAGGGUAUGUGGAGAGUAGUAAUGUCGGAGGAGGUUGGACAGAAAGUGCAGGCUGUGGUGGACCGGGUAAACCAAGCGGUCUCCCGUCGCCCGAAGACGUUACCAUGUGUUGCCCCUCGACUGGUGGCGGUCAGCAAGACCAAACCUGCAGAGAUGGUGGUGGAGGCUUACAAGCACGGACAACGAAACUUUGGAGAGAAUUAUGUAAAUGAACUGGUGGAGAAAGCUUCCCAUCCGCAGAUUUUGUCAUCGUGUCCUGAAAUUAAAUGGCAUUUCAUUGGUCAUUUACAAAAGAAUAAUGUCAACAAGCUCCUGGGUGUUCCAAACCUGUAUAUGGUGGAGACGGUCGACUCUAUUAAGCUGGCUGAAAGAGUCAACAGCUCGUGGCAAAAGCUGAGAGCUGCCAACACACACUGGUUAAAGAUUAUGGUCCAGAUAAACACCAGUGGAGAGGGAAGUAAACACGGCCUGUCCCCUGAUGAGACCGUAAACACAGUCAAACACAUUGUAUCUCAGUGUCCUGCUCUCGACUUCGCCGGACUCAUGACGAUUGGCCGGUAUGGUUAUGACCUCAGUGACGGACCCAACCCUGACUUCCAGAUGCUGUUGAAACAUCGUGAAGAAGUUUGUGAGAGUCUUAAGAUGCCAGUGGAUAAAGUUGAGCUCAGUAUGGGCAUGUCUACUGACUUUGAACAUGCGAUUGAGGUUGGAUCCACCAAUGUCCGCGUCGGAAGCACUAUAUUUGGCACUCGGGAAUAUCCCAACACCCCAACCCCCAGUCCAGAGAAAAAGCCAAAGGUUGUGUGUGAGGAAGCAGCCAGAAAAAUGGACCGACUGACCGUUACAGAGCAAUGAAAAUUGGAAGAAAAAAAAGAUUACUGAACUGAAUCUGGGAACUCUUUCCCAAUGACUGGGCUCACCAUUUACCAGUCAAAAGCCAUUAAUGUGUCUUAACUAUCGCUACUGACCUGGUCUUCUGAGGUGAAACAACUAGAGAGAUUAAUGAAAAGUGUCAUUUGACCGAUUCAACCCGAAAUUAACUUCCUGAAGGUGUUUUAUUAGCAAAAGAUCUCUAGAAAUAUUCACCCACCUUUGCAAAGUUCUCUACUUUGCUUAACAUUUCGUUUCGAACAGAUACAGGGUCAGCACGUGUUUGGUUUUGUUGUGCAAAUUUGUAGCCGAAUUCAUUGUUUAGAGGUUAUCACCUAAUCAUGUGAGGCGUACUUUCUGUCAUAUCAGUUGAGUAGAAAAAAUAGAUAAAAUCGCGUAACAUCUGAGUAAAACAACAGGUUUUCAUUUUGUUGUGUAGGUAUAUUUUAGUGUUUGUAUAUUGUUUCAUUUGUGUACAAUGGCUGAGCAGAAAGUGUCAGUAAAAUGACAACACUUUACGCUAAGGUUCAGUUAUCAACAUUACUUUAUGAGGUUAAAUAGCAAUGAAUAAUAACUAAAUUACUUUCUACCUAAUCUGAUUUUCACCUGUCACGUUAUGUAUUAUGAUCAAGCACAAAUUAACAAUAGUGCGUUUAUAAAUGAUCAUGAACCGAUAUUAAAGAAUUGAGCAUUACGGUAAAGUGUUACUAGUGAAGUACUAUUUGUAAAUGAUAUAAAUAACAUGUAUAGUAUUCUGUAUCCUCGUUUUGCUGUGAAUGGUGUCAGUGACUUGUUUCAGGACUGACGUGUGCGUGUAUGUGUGGUACUUUGGUGUAAUUAAUUUAGUACCUAUAGCUCCAUGUCAUACUAAAAAAUAAAAAAAUAAGCGCUGGUCAACAUUGAUUUUUAGCUCAAUACAACAGAAAUAAGCGUGCAGUGGAGUGGAAAAAAAAGGUUGAAGUGCAAGAUUAAAGACUUGAGUGUUUCUAGAGUUUAAGGAAAGCUGAAGGUCUUUGGUAUUUUACUAUGCAAGGAGAGAGAUUGUGCUGCAUUUGAAAUGUUUGUUUAGAGGCAAUCACAUAUUUUUUCAUCAUUUUGAAUGGUGAUGUCAAACUAAUGAUAUGUUAUUGUUUGUGGUUGAUUGUGAAAGCAAAAUGGAAACUAACAUCCAUACAUUUUUCAAUUAUGUGUGUAGUGUCAAAGAUGAAUAUUGUUGUAUCUUGUCAAUAGGUGGUUGUACAUAAAUAUUUGAGUUGGGUAAGGUGGGUAAUAAAUGAAAUACUUCUGUGUGA